This is a messenger RNA of Acyrthosiphon pisum (pea aphid), 660 nucleotides long. RefSeq lists its product as uncharacterized. The transcript is spliced from 3 exons. Lineage: Eukaryota; Metazoa; Arthropoda; Insecta; Hemiptera; Aphididae. Gene Ontology annotation, molecular function: nucleic acid binding. Bases 1 to 660 code for a protein of 219 amino acids. The record is from RefSeq and is a predicted model, not a curated record.
AUGCACGCUGGGCCCCAGCUCGUGGCGUCUUUAUUAUCCACUCAAUUUUGGAUUGUGUCAGGUCGAUCAGCUAUCCGUCAUGUUAUUUACAAAUGUGUUACUUGUACCAGACACCGAGCAUCAAUGGUCAAAACUUUGAUGGGGGACCUUCCAUCCCCACGAGUGUGUCCAUCUAGGCCCUUCUCCAACGUCGGUAUAGAUUAUGCAGGACCGUUAUUGGUCAAAGAAAUGGUCUCUGAUCUCACAACUCUGGCAUUCCUUGCGUCAUUAAAACGUUUUGUGGCACGUCGAGGAAUACCGUCAGAAAUAUAUUCAAACUGUGGUACUAACUUUCAAGAUGCUGGGUCUGAACUGCGUCGGUUGUGGUCAGAUCCUGUAGCACAAAACACCUUUUCCAAUACCAUUCCAUGUCGGUGGCACUUCAACCCACCAGCUGCUCCCCACUUCGGGGGAUUGUGGGAGGCAGCUGUUAAGUCCAUGAAAAACCAUCUGAAGCGAGCAAUUGGCACCCAAGUGUUAAGUUGUCAAACCCGUUCCCAUUUGCAAGAGGAGAGACAAACUUCUUUGAAAAAUGAGUGUGCUAUUACCAAAAAGCUUCAGUGGCUGUUAUUAAAAUUCUUUCUACUAUCGACAAUGGACAUGCUCGAUGAAGACUUUUGA